UGGGUUCGGCCUCUCGAGGCCUCGCAUCCUUUGCCUCGCGGCCGCUGGGCCUGUGGCACUCCCCUCGCCGAGCGGCUGGCCGAGUCGGAGGCGGCGGCGUUCGAGAAGCUGCAAGGGGAGUGCCUGCAGCUCGAGCGCGCGGACGUCUGGUACUCUGCCUUCUCGGCGUGCCAGGUUUGCAGCGGGCGGAUCUUCUCUGCCUCUUCCGACCCGGUAACGCUCCAGUUCGGCGUGUGCGGGUGUGUUGCGGCGACGGUCGCGCCGCCGACGCUCGCGCCCGACCCGGCGGUCCUGCUGGCCAAGAAGGCCCUCAAGGAGCUCGACCUGCUGACCGUCGCCAUGACCGCCGCGCCCCUCCUCCACUCGAUCCUCUCCGCCGCCACGCCGCCCGCCCGGCGCAAGGGCAGCCACCAGAGGCGGGAGCUGGCGUACCUCAGCCGCGAGGCGAUGAAGGGCUGCGGAGCGCGCCGCGGGGCGACGUGCCGCGCGGCGCACCGCCAGUCAAACAAGGCCCGCCGCUUGCGCUAGGCCACAGGGGCUGCUGCCGGCCUGUGCUCUCCCCUCCGGCAGCGCAUCCGCGCUCCGGGGGCGGUGGCGUCGCAUGCGCAUGAGCAGCACGGGCGAGGUGUCGCGCGGAUAGAGGCCGAUGCAACAUGCACACCCAUUUCUGUGCGGGGGGAGGCUAGUCGCUCCUCCGCCGCGGACGGUGAAACUAGAUGCAGCUCGCAGGGAAAGAGGAAUCAAUGCACGAUGGUU
This is a messenger RNA of Emiliania huxleyi CCMP1516, 756 nucleotides long. RefSeq lists its product as hypothetical. The annotation marks the transcript as partial. Lineage: Eukaryota; Haptophyta; Isochrysidales; Noelaerhabdaceae. The transcript is spliced from 5 exons. The record is from RefSeq and is a predicted model, not a curated record.